GAGAAUGAGUUCACCAUCCUGAAACUGUACACAAUGUCAUCCCAGAUGGUGGAAGCCGUUCUAAAUGAUGGGGAGUCGAAGGUGACUAGAACUUUACUUACUUGCCUACUUGAUAAUUAUUUAGUCACUCUGAGUUGAGUUUGAUGGCCAAUUAUUAAUACUAUACAUGAAGCUAAAUAUAAUUGUACUGGUUAUUAAUUAAAAUAUCUGAUUGUCCAAAUAAAUAAAUUAUGAUCUUCCACCCACUACCCCCAAGAAAGUUGAAUGUAGACAUCAACGACAUCAUUCCAUUUUCUUUGUCACUGUCUUUUUAAAGUCCUUUUAGCCCUUUCAAUGUCUCUGCCCUUUCCAUAUCUCUCCAUUACGUUAGGAUCUCUAUUUAUAAGUCUCUUCUCGACUCAUUCAUUUUCAUACCAAAUCCUUUUAUGUAAUAAUUAUUGUCUGAUUUCAGGUGGACUUUCCAUUCAGAGUGACAGAAAUCGAGCACACAUUCAUUAAUUUAAAACCUGAAAUUCCUCUGCUACUUUUAGGCCGCAGUGGCACAGGGAAAACCACCUGCGGUCUCUAUCGCUUGUUCAAAGAGUUUUUAAAUUAUUGG
Messenger RNA from Lymnaea stagnalis (great pond snail), 598 nucleotides. The record is from the annotation of a GenBank genome assembly. NCBI's taxonomy places the organism in Eukaryota, Metazoa, Mollusca, Gastropoda, Lymnaeidae.